Messenger RNA from Nematostella vectensis (starlet sea anemone), 1612 nucleotides. RefSeq lists its product as uncharacterized. The transcript has 6 exons. NCBI's taxonomy places the organism in Eukaryota, Metazoa, Cnidaria, Anthozoa, Actiniaria, Edwardsiidae. The record is from RefSeq and is a predicted model, not a curated record. Bases 158 to 1186 code for a protein of 342 amino acids.
CAAAGAGAGACAGAGGGAACGCGAUGUAAAACACUAUCAUGAAGGUUAAAGAAAAAAGUGUCAUAUUGGAAUAUUAAAAAAAAAGAAAUAAGAAACGAAAAACAGAUAAAGCUCUACCUAAGGCAGGUAAGGUAAAACGAUGCAGUAAUCCUUAAAGAUGCGCAUACGUCUGUAUAUUAUCGUAGUCGUCAUUUUUGCGGCACGCAAGUCAGAGUCGCAGUCAACGCAGCCAAACGCUACCACAGGUGACCUAGCAGUUGCCUCAAAUGCCCAGUCCACCCAGCCAAAUGUCACUACAGGAGUCCCAGGGGCAGCUCUUGGUCAAGUAUCUGCUAAAGCAUCAGUACCUACUGCGGAACAGAUCCUUGGAAAGCUACUAGGCAUGGCCUCGCAGUCCGCUCCUGCGCCUGCACCAGCGCCCCUUUACCCCCUAGCCCAGCAGCAACUUUUUCCAGGGUAUCCGUACAGCAACACAGUCGCCAGGUCACAGAACAGGCCAGGUGCACCUCCACUGCUCAACAGCUUACUUUCUGGAAACCGCCCAACACCGCAAACAGAAGACAAUCCCGGGCCCCAACCGGUCUACCCUCCUAACCCUCCUGAGCCGUAUUCUCCUUACGGAAGGCGCGGAAGAAAACACCCCGAUGCGGACGACCCUCCGGAUGACGAGGAGGAGGGUGCGGCGCCAGAUGGGAGCGAGGAUGAUGCAGCAAACCCCGCUGAUGAGGAGUACAACGACGAGAGAGGAAGGGGAAGGCGCCUUUUCGGCAGGCGAAGAAGGCUCGGAGAAAGAGGGCUUGGUAGAAACAGACAGGAAGGUGGAUGUUGUAGCUGCAAUAUCUGCUGGAAGGGAAUAAAGCCUCAUGUCGAGUGGGUCAGGGUACCCGUAUGCUAUCAUCCGUGUGGUAUCUGCUGCCCAAAGCACGAGGAGCAAGGAGCAUGCCCAUGCAUUAUGCACCCUUGCCAUCACUGCUGUUGCCAUCACUGCUGUCACUGUUGCCAUUGUUGUCACCCUUGCUGUCACUGUUGCCAUUGUUGUCAUUGCUGCCGUCGAAGUCAGACCGAAUGGAGGGCACCACUUGUUCAUUACCCGAAAAGAUUCAAGAAAUUUUCCAUGAAAAUUAAAACAAAGAAGUCAAAGAAAUACAAGAAGAAAACCAACAACUCCAGGAAACAUAAUAGCUAAUGGCAAGUUUGAAUGCUUGGUUGGUUUUAAGAAACGUAUUCAAACGUAGUCCGUGAAACCAAAAAAUAAAGCCGAGGAAAGGCAAGGUAUCUAUGAAAAAAAGCAGAAACAAAACAGGUUAUCUUUACCUGUGCUGCGAGACUUAUCCUAGGGCAUUCUCGAUGGCUUUUAGACGGCUGCAAGUUAUUUUAACUAUACCAACUACAUUGUAUAUGAUAGCAAAUUUCAAAUUCAUAUUCAGUACUAUUGUAAAAACAUAAAGGAGGCGAAAUGACCAAAAAGGUAGUCACAUUUACUUAAAAAAAGUUUUUUUCUUUCAAUCGCCUAAAUAUAGGAACCAUCAAUUAUCAUAAAAACAUGAUUAUCAUGAUUUUGAUCAUCAUUAUACAUAAAAUAAUAAUGUUAGAAUAGAAUAUUUCUACUGUA